AUGGAGGAAUCCGAACAGAUCAGCAGCACCGCCGAGCCCCAGGAAGUUCCUACAGUCCAGCUUGCUCUAAUGGAUCUUCCGACCGAGCUGCACAUUCAAGUUGCAGGUCAUCUCAGCUACCCCGAUGCCCUGGCCUUGAAACACAGCUGUCGCCAUUUCUAUUCGAUCGUCUACACAGGGGUUCAUCUCAAGGUGGACUGGCUGGUGGAGCGUUUCGAGCGCAAGCUCGAGUGUCCCAUGGAGAAAUGCUCUUUUCGCACCGAUGAGGCGUUCUGCAACUGGCGUAUUCGGCGGAUCAUGGAGCGUCGGCGUUUGCAUCUCGAAUGCCGUCGCUCUGCAGGCGGGUGUUCGGUCGUCGAAGGUCAAACCUGCGAGACCGAUAUGAUGGCCGCUUGGUUAAAGCUGCAGAGGCGUGGAAAGCUCAUGCAGAAUCUGGUCGGUUGGGGGCGUGAAGGUCAGUAUUGUUUAAUAUUUUUUUGA
Messenger RNA from Penicillium cosmopolitanum, 480 nucleotides. RefSeq lists its product as uncharacterized. NCBI's taxonomy places the organism in Eukaryota, Fungi, Ascomycota, Eurotiomycetes, Eurotiales, Aspergillaceae. The coding region runs from base 1 to 480 and encodes 159 amino acids. The transcript has a single exon. The record is from RefSeq and is a predicted model, not a curated record. Gene Ontology annotation, molecular function: protein binding.